CUGAUUGAUACGCUUGAGCUGACUGAUAAGCCAUAUACAAUAUUAAGUGGCUUAGAACAAUAUUUUGAACCUAAAAAAAAUUUAAUAAUAGAACAAUUCAAGUUUUUUCAAAGAAAUCAGCAAGAAGGUGAAUCAUUUGAUCAUUUCUUAAUUGAUCUAAGAAAGCAAUCUAAAAAAUGUGAAUUUGGUGAAUUGAACAAUAAUCUUUUAAGAGUGAGGAUAGUUCUUGGUAUUAAUGACAAGAGACUUCAGGAACGGUUAUUAAGAGAACCAAAAUUGACUUUAGAACAGACUGUUGAGUGUUGUAGAGCUGCUGAAGCUGCUAAACAGAACCAGUCAGUAGUAAUGUCAAAGGGUGAUUCUAAUUAUUUGUCAAGUAAUCCAAUGGUUGAUGCUGUUAUUUAUAAUACUAAAACAGAACAUUCUAAAGAUUUCAACAAGUUUGAUGAUAAGUCAAAUGGGUUACAAAGUGGUGGUCAGUCCAGUCAAUCAAUGAAAUAUAAAAAUCAUGACAUAAAUGUUUUUAUGUAUGAUUGUAAGAAAUGUGGUCGACAUCAUGGUCCUAGGAGUUGUCCAGCCUUCAAUCAAAAAUGUAAGAUAUGUUUAAAAUUUGGUCAUUUUGCUGUAGGAUGUAAGUCAAGAAUUGUUAAAGAUAAGAGUAAUUUAAGUAAUAAUGUAAAUAAUAAUAGACAGGUUAGGGCUAUUACUAAUGAAAAUAAUAAUAGUAGUGAC
Molecule: messenger RNA, 732 nt
Organism: Daktulosphaira vitifoliae (grape phylloxera)
Lineage: Eukaryota; Metazoa; Arthropoda; Insecta; Hemiptera; Phylloxeridae
Exons: 2
Source: RefSeq, a predicted model, not a curated record